Orussus abietinus is the source of this 1418-nucleotide messenger RNA. Its product is annotated as O-glucosyltransferase rumi homolog. Bases 109 to 1326 code for a protein of 405 amino acids. The transcript is spliced from 6 exons. Lineage: Eukaryota; Metazoa; Arthropoda; Insecta; Hymenoptera; Orussidae. The record is from RefSeq and is a predicted model, not a curated record. Gene Ontology annotation, biological process: protein O-linked glycosylation; positive regulation of Notch signaling pathway. Gene Ontology annotation, cellular component: endomembrane system. Gene Ontology annotation, molecular function: UDP-xylosyltransferase activity; UDP-glucosyltransferase activity.
CGUAACGUGAUGCGAUACAUAUAUUCAUGUUGAAAUUUAUAUUUCUGCAUCUGGGUUGUGUGCAGUGAUUACAAUUAUUUUUACUAGAUUUUUUUUUCUCAGCAGAAAAUGAAUGUUUGGACAUAUACGUUCCUAUUAUUGAUGGCAUUCAACGUCGGAGGUGAAGAAUUCUGUCACCUUCGUGAUAACGAGCCUUGUACUGGAAAUAAUGCAAAUAAAUACGUAACACAAGUAGAUAGUGGAGAAAUAAAUGAGAGGUACGAUAGGUACUUUAAAGCAAUAGACGAUGCACAGAAAAAUUUUGUGGAGGUCAAUUGUACAAAGAAUCGUUGUUUCAAAGAUAUCAUUACUAAGGACUUAAAACCCUUCAAGUUAAGAGGAAUUAAUAAAAAAUUAAUCGAUGUUGCAAAAAGCAGGGGUACAUUUUACCAAAUAAUAGAUGGCCAAUUAUAUCGCGAAAAAGAUUGUAUGUUCCCAUCAAGAUGUAGCGGUAUUGAACAUUUUAUUUUCGAAAUAAUAAAUAAGUUGCCUGACAUGGAUUUAGUCAUAAACACGAGAGAUUAUCCUCAAACGAAUCAACAUUUUGGAGAACCUUUACCAAUUUUUUCUUUUAGCAAGACUUCACAGUAUUUCGACAUAAUGUAUCCUACAUGGUCAUUUUGGGAAGGAGGACCUGCAAUAGCUUUGUACCCCAGAGGACUCGGAAGAUGGGACCUGCAUAGGAAGUCUCUAAACGCAGCCAGUGAAAAUCUACCUUGGCCGCAGAAAAAGGCGAAAGCAUUUUUCAGAGGAUCCAGAACAAGUUCAGAAAGAGAUAACUUAAUUCUGCUAAGUCGGAAGGAACCAGAUCUCGUCGAUGCUCAAUACACAAAAAAUCAGGCCUGGAAAUCUGACAAUGACACGCUACAUGUACCUCCAGCUCUAGAAGCUCCACUAGAAUCUCAUUGUGAAUAUAAAUAUUUAUUUAAUUAUCGAGGAGUUGCAGCUUCCUUUCGCCACAAACACUUGUUCUUAUGCCGGUCAUUAGUUUUCCAUGUCGGUGAUGAGUGGCUUGAGUUUUACUAUACUCUAAUGAAGCCAUGGAUUCACUACAUUCCAGUUCCUAAGAAUGCCAGUCAGAGUGAAUUAAGAGAAUUAAUUAAGUUUGCAAGAGACAACGAUGAAAUAUCUGAAAAAAUUGCGAAUAAAGGGAGAGACUUUAUAUGGCAAAACUUAACAAUGUCAAAUGUUAUUGCAUAUUGGAGAAUAUUACUCAAAAGAUAUAGCAAGCUGUUAUUGUACAAACCAGUUUUAGGCAAAAGCCUUAUAAGAAUAUACAAGAAAUGAAAAAACAGAAGUACCUCAACCUAGAUUAUACUAUUUCUAUAAAAUCUGUAUAUUUUUUACUUUUUUUUACAAUAAAAAGUAAUUGAAAUGGC